This is a messenger RNA of Spodoptera litura, 4210 nucleotides long. RefSeq names its product chloride channel protein 7 (gene ClC-b). The record is from RefSeq and is a predicted model, not a curated record. Gene Ontology annotation, molecular function: chloride transmembrane transporter activity. Gene Ontology annotation, cellular component: intracellular membrane-bounded organelle; lysosomal membrane. Lineage: Eukaryota; Metazoa; Arthropoda; Insecta; Lepidoptera; Noctuidae. Gene Ontology annotation, biological process: transmembrane transport; chloride transport.
UCAAUUUGUUUUCAUUCAUGUUGCGAAAGAGCAGUGUACAUUGUAAAACAAUAUUAUUUAUUUGUUAUAUCGCUAUCUGGCGCAAAUUAAUAUUAAACUAACAUACCUAUAAAUCUGCCGCACACGUACUUUUUAUAAAGUCAAAAGACAUGGUGUGAAUUCGAAACAUCGUAGAUAAGGAAAACAAAACAUCCCAUUUCCUUUCUAUCAUCGAGUUCAUGAUUAUGAUAAAAUGAGCAACUCGUCGACAUCGAUUGCUGAUGGAACUGCUAGUUCUAUUAGCAACAUAGAAACUACAUCGGAUACCGCUCAAUUAUUAAGCCACGAAGAUGCAAGCACUUCUAAUUACACGCAGCUUAACAGAUCUGUGCCAUAUGAGGACUCUGAUGAUGAUCAAUUUCAUGGUAGCCAUGGAAUUAGGAGGCGACAAGCUCAACAGAAAAUUGAACCUGGAUCUAUGAAUGUUCUCUCAGCUAAAUACGAAAGUUUAGAUUAUGACACAUGUGAGAACCACCUACUUCUUGAUGAGGAGAGGAAACGAGGCUAUGCUUUUAUUGUGUGGAAAGAUAUUGCCAGAUGGUUCAUAAUAUUACUGAUUGGAAUAGUAACAGCUCUGAUAGCAUUUUUCAUAGACAUAUGCAUAGAAGAAUUCUCAAAGAUCAAAUAUAGAGAGCUGAAGAAAUCUGUGGACAAAUAUGUUUUAGAAGACAAACUGUACAUUCCUUAUUUGCUGUGGGUGUUAUCAAACAUUUGCAUUGUGUUUAUUGGAUCUAUGCUGGUUGCAUAUGUCGAGCCUGUAGCAGCUGGCAGUGGUAUUCCUCAAGUCAAAUGUUACUUAAACGGAGUGAAGGUGCCGCGAGUGGUUCGGAUCAAGACGCUUAUCGUGAAAGCGGUCGGUGUUAUCACAGCUGUCGUCGGCGGACUGGCUGGUGGCAAGGAAGGGCCUAUGAUCCACAGUGGAGCUGUGGUAGCGGCGGGUAUAUCUCAAGGCAAGAGCACGACCUUCAACAAGGACUUCAAGAUAUUCCAGUACUUCCGCGAGGAUCACGAGAAACGUGACUUUGUAUCGGCGGGGGCGGCCGCCGGUGUGUCCGCGGCUUUCGGCGCUCCUAUCGGUGGAGUACUGUUCUCUCUUGAAGAAGGAACAAGUUUCUGGAACCAGGCGCUGACAUGGCGAACUUUCUUCGGCACUGUGGUUUCUACGUUCACAUUAAACUGCGCUCUGUCAGCGUAUCAUGGAAGGGCGGGAGAACUCAGCUUUCCUGGUCUCCUGAAUUUAGGCAAGAUGGAACCAUUUCCAUUUCAAUUCUAUGAGCUGCCCGUGUUCAUGUUCUUUGGUGCGGUCGGCGGAAUGCUGGGAGCUUUGUGGAAUUACAUCAAUUACAGACUAGCUGUGUUUAGGAUAAGGUACAUUGGAACUCCUUGGUUGCGAGUAGUGGAGGCAUGUCUCGUGGCGGCCGCGAGUGCUACUUGUGGGUUCUUAAUGAUGUUCCUUCUCGACGACUGUAGACCUUUAGGAGAGGAUCCUACUAAAGUGCCUUUGCAGCUAUUCUGCGCGGACGGUGAAUACAACGCUUUAGCAGCUAUUUGGUUUCAAACGCCCGAAGCCUCAGUUCGAUCAUUCCUCCACGACCCAAUUGGAUCUUAUAAACCAUGGUCCAUACUGGCAUUCGUCGCUUGCUACUUCCUAUUAUCUGCCUGGACAUUCGGUCUGUCAGUGUCGAGUGGGCUCUUUAUACCGAAUCUGUUAACGGGUGCCGCCUGGGGAAGAAUGCUUGCGAUUAUCAUACAGUAUAUGCUGCCUUCUAAUACAAUUAACCCAGCGAAGUACGCGCUGAUUGGAGCCGUUUUUUUACUAGGUGGUGUAGUGCGCAUGACUAUAUCAUUGACAGUCAUCAUCAUCGAGUUUUUUUGGCAGAUCUCCAACGCGUUGCCCAUCAUAAUCACACUGGUCGUCGCUAAAUGUUUUUUUGACUUCUUUAAUGAAGGCAUCUACGACAUACACAUCCAAUUGGCAGGAGUGCCCCUCCUGCCUUGGGAGCCCCCGCCGCUAGCUCACAACUUGUACGCAUCAGAAGUUAUGUCACACCCUGUAUUCACUCUGAGAACUGUGGAGAACGUCGGCCAUAUUGUCGAGCUGCUAAAACUUGUUUCCUACAACGGAUUCCCUGUUGUUGAUCCACCUUUAGCUGAUGAUGUGGAAGUAACAACGUACAAGCGACUAAGAGGCAUGAUACUACGUUCUCAACUAAUUGUACUGAUACAGAAUAAGCUUUACAACGAGAACGCCAACACGACCUGGUCGAAUUUCAACGUGGAUAUGAACAUGUUCAGAAAGGAAUAUCCACGGUUUCCUUCUAUUGACGAGUUAGACGUAGCAGAAUGGGAGAAGACAUGCACGAUAGACUUGCGACCGUUCAUGAAUCCCUCGCCUUACACUCUGCCGCAUCGAGCGUCAUUGCCGCGUCUCUUCAGAUUGUUCCGAGCGCUCGGACUAAGGCAUUUGCCUAUAGUCAAUGAUGUCAAUGAGGUCGUUGGCAUGGUAACCCGCAAGGAUAUUGCGAGAUAUCGAGUAUGGCGACAUCGCGGCCAUAUGGGAAUGGAGGAAUUGAUACUUUCUAGUGAAAUUUAACAUAAUACUAUAAUGCACACGUGUCCGACCGAAGCAUCAUCAGUGACGAGUUCUUUCAGCCAAAAUUGUACCACGGACAUUCGAUUGGGAAUAAAUCUUAUGAAGACUUAUGAAACAAGUUUAGUGUUGUUUUGACUAGAGGCAGUAUUGUUACCCUGUCUAAUACCAGUAUGUUUGAAAAAAUCAAGUGAAGUUUGAAUGCAGUUUAGAAAGUAUGAUAAUAAUUGCACGUGCCCGUAACACUCGCAUGACUGCUAGAUUGUAACAUCACUCUUUUCCCAAAGUAUUUCAUUUGCUUGUAUUAUGAAGUGUCAUUUAAUUAGUUAUAGAAGUCACGACAUAGAUUAGUAUCUACAAUACUGGAUAAAACAAAUGCCAUGUCGAUUACUUUCUUCAAACUAUGUAUCUCGGUCGGACAUUUUGCUAUAGAAAUAAUUUUAGUGAAAUUGGCAAGAUUUUUUAUUUUUUUACUUAAUCAUAGCUAAGAAUUUAUAUUUUCAUUAAGUACAGCUUUAUUAUUUCGUUGUACGUGUAUUCGACGCCAAAUAUUAGGUCUGUGGAGUAGACAGAUAAUAAAUAAUUAAUGCCUAAUCAAAAUAGUUGAUGAAUUUGGGUCUUAGGAAAUUAUGAAGUAUUUAUGAAUAGUAAGUAGUAUUUGUUUGUUUAUCACUUAGUUGUUAUACUAUGUAUUAUUAUUGUAGUCCUUAUCAAUAGAAUUGUAGUAGUGGCCGGUGCAGAUGAAUCCUGCAAUAUUUAUGUAUUUAAAAUAAUUACCUACUGUAUCUCUUAACAGAUUCCUGCAAUAUUCAAAGAUCUAACUUUUAUGUCAUUUGUAAUCGUGGACAAUAGUUUUCUUCUCUGCUCAGGUCUUUAGCUCACAUUUAGUUUAAAAGUUAUCAAACGAAAUCCCAUUUAAAGUUAGAGAAUCACAUAUGUUUUUAGUUAUCUGACCCAUCACUUGGUAGUAAAAAUAUGCAGUAUGAUAGAUAUUCUUAUGUAGUUAAAAAUUAUGGCAUAAUACAUGUAUAUUUCCUAAUGAAUGUGAUAUUCUUGUUAAGAUGAGACAUGUACUUGAAAAUUGCAUAAAAUUGUGAUGCAAUCAAUAUGAAUAUGAAAAUAAUUAUGAUGUAUCGUUUAUUAUGACACUAUUGUGAUUAUUUAUAAGGCUAAGAUUAUUUAAUUGUGUUAUUAAUAAAAGUGUUUAUAUGGAAAAUAUUUAUUUUUUCUUCGUAACUCACAUAAUCCUUAACAUAAAAUUAGUUUAAAUAAACAAAGUUAUUUAUAACAUGGUCUUCGAGGCGAUAUCGCUUCAUUGAAUUGUUUAUUAUAUUAUUUUCUUCUUCUGAAGUUCAGCUAGUUGUUUUCAAACAAUUCCCAGCCAAUGCCAGACCAUAAAUUGAAGAACAAAAUCACUGGUAAUACAACCAAAAGUAUCAGUAAGUAGUUAACAAACUCAUCCAUUAUAGUAUUGGCUUCCGCAGCUCUAAAAUGAAUUAAAAUUAUUCAUUGAAUUGAAUAAUUACUCUUCAUAUCAAUAACAUAACCUAAAAGUUUGACGCAUGUUUUGACAAUCGCUUG